Molecule: messenger RNA, 1371 nt
Organism: Coregonus clupeaformis (lake whitefish)
Lineage: Eukaryota; Metazoa; Chordata; Actinopteri; Salmoniformes; Salmonidae
Gene: gsg1l2b
Product: gsg1-like 2b
Exons: 5
Coding region: 164-1123 (319 amino acids)
Cellular component (GO): plasma membrane
Source: RefSeq, a predicted model, not a curated record
CCAUAUCUGAGGAUUGGCUCCACAUGCAGGAGUCUUGCGCAGCUGUAAUUACCCGCGGAUAUAUUAUCGGAAAGCCGGAUAACUGUAGGAGGACCUGAGGAGAAGUCGCCAUAUCUUGUGUUAAACGUUCGGAUUAGUGCAUCUCCCAUUCCCGGUUGCCAUUAUGGGAGGGAUAGAUCGGCAGCGGAGGGUAUCUCUGGCUCUUACCUUGAACUUCCUCGCGCUGAUUCUAGCCGUGACUGCGUUGACUACCAGCUACUGGUGUGAGGGGACACGGAAAGUUGCGAAACCUUUCUGUACCGGCCCAUUCACCACGAAACAGUCGUUCUGUAUCAGGUUCAACAGCUCGAACAUUAACGACAGCAGACUGGUCCAGUACAUCUGGGAGUCUGGCGAGGACAAGUACAUUAUGAGGAAGUUCCACACCGGGAUCUGGUUUUCGUGCGAGGAGAACGUCAAUAUGACUGGUGAAAACUGCAGAAGUUUCAUUUAUGUCACACCCUCACAUGAAAGAGGAGUGCUGUGGCUGUGUAUCGUGGCAGAAUGUCUGUAUAUUCUCCUCCUGGCUACCGGAGGCAUGCUCAUGUCCAUAGAGGCGUGUCACUUAGGAAACGUCAUCGACGGCCUCAAACUCAACGCCUUCGCUGCCAUAUUCACUGUCCUUUCAGGUCUACUCGGCAUGGUGGCCCACAUGAUGUUUACCACAGCCUUCCAGCUGACAGUCAGUGUGGGGCCAGAGGACUGGAAGCCUCAGACAUGGGACUACAGCUGGUCAUACAUCCUGGCGUGGAGCUCGUUUACAGCCUGCAUGGCCUCCUCGGUAACCAUCAUCAACCGCUACACCAAGACCAUCCUGGAGUUCAAACACAAGCGCAGAAACAUCGAGAAGAACCUGAAGAUCAAGCAGAAGCUUCUGGAGCUGGACUCUGGACCAGGGGUUGGGGUGGGACAAGUUGGACAUGUGGAACAGGUGUGGGACAUGUACAUCAGCUCAGUACCCAGCUCAGGCUGCACAGCAGAGGAAUUGCUGGACUUGUCCAGUAAUGGAAGGAAGCUGUCCAAUGCUUCAGUGUUUCUGGACCUGAAUGACCUGCCAGAUCCGCAAAGAGAGGAGUACUGCUGAGGAGGGAACUAGGGGACUGAUCAAGGCACGCACAAAUACGCAUAUACACACAAACACAAACACAUACAAACAAAGGAUACCUGUCAUGCACUGCCACCCAAUUUACAAACCAAAUACCAUCAGCAACUGUGACUUCAUGUUAGAGGAGAUCCAACUCCAAGUUUACCUGACGUUCCAAGCUGAGGUAGAGAUGGGUAGAGGAUAAGAGAGAUGCAGUGGGGGAAAAAAAGUAUUUAGUCAGCCACCAA